Messenger RNA from Rotaria sordida, 480 nucleotides. Lineage: Eukaryota; Metazoa; Rotifera; Eurotatoria; Philodinida; Philodinidae. The record is from the annotation of a GenBank genome assembly.
AUGAUUAUUGAUGAUUAUUCUAGUUUUUCAGUAAGACGUAGUCUUACGUUGGCUCAUCAAAUACGACCUGGCUCUAUUUGGAUGAAUACUUAUAAGACUAUAUGUGAUCAAGCACUAUUUGAUGGCUUUAAAGGAUCAGGUCAGGAAAAAGAAUUAGGUCGAUAUGGUCUCGAAGCAUACUAUAAAAGUGAUCUUGAUAAAGCAAUUGAAGCUGCUGAAAAAGGUUUCCAAUAUGAUUCACCGUGGCGUAAGUUUGAUCCUGCUGCACGUGCUCAGUUAAUUUGUAAACUUGCUGAUUUACUUCUACGUGUUGUGGAUUAUUUAGCAGCUGGUUUUCCACCAGAUAUUAUUAACAGUGUAUUAGGUAAUACACAUCAUCAGAAUGAAAACAACUCUUAUAAUGAUAUACAUAUUGUCGAAUUAGCAAAGACGCGUAUUGUUGGUGAUCCAUUUGAUCUUACAACUGAACAAGGACCAUAG